CUAUUAUGGGUUGCAGAGAAUGGAGAUGAUGCGGUAGUACGCAUGCUUCUUGCGAGGGAUGAUGUUGAUCCGGACUUGAAGGACUGCUCCGGCCAGACGCCGCUGUCGCGGGCGGCCGUGAACGGGCACGAGGCCGUGGUCAAGCUGCUGCUCGAGGCCGGCAAGGUCGACACCGACUCGAAGGACAACUCCGGUCAGACGCUGCUGUCGCGGGCGGCUAGGAACGGACACGCCGCCGUGGUCAAG
Molecule: messenger RNA, 246 nt
Organism: Eremomyces bilateralis CBS 781.70
Lineage: Eukaryota; Fungi; Ascomycota; Dothideomycetes; Eremomycetales; Eremomycetaceae
Product: ankyrin
Exons: 1
Molecular function (GO): protein binding
Source: RefSeq, a predicted model, not a curated record